Vicia faba (fava bean) is the source of this 966-nucleotide messenger RNA. NCBI's taxonomy places the organism in Eukaryota, Viridiplantae, Streptophyta, Magnoliopsida, Fabales, Fabaceae. The record is from the annotation of a GenBank genome assembly.
AUGGGCAAUGUAAACCAAUUGCUGCACCACAACCAACAUUUUUUGGUUAAUUUCAGAAGAAGCCCUAAUUUGAUGGAUGAUGAUGAACAUGGUUCACGCAAAAGGAGUAGAGGAGAUCACCAACCUUCUAAUCCUUUGGACAAUCCUUCUCUUGCUCCUCCUCCUGAUGAAACACACACUGAUGAGGUCAACAACAAUGGUGUCCGGGUACCUCUUCCCGCCCGUCGACAAUUUCGUCGACUUGCUAUGCUUGAUGUUCCAUCAAACCAUCCAGAUAAUGCUAUGAUCACUCCACCAACAAGCUCUCAAAUUUUGCAUCCUGAUGGAGUAGUCAUGCCAGGGACAUCUCUUAGCCAUCAAAGGGUUCGUCUCUUUUUCAAUGUCCAAGUUCAUAAUGUUGCUUUGAUGGACGAAAUGGAAAAUUCAGCGCAUCAACAACGUAGACAUGCGCGUUUGAAUAUUGAUGACAAUACUUCUGAGGAGGAUGUUUUAAAUGAUGAAAUGGAAAAUCUAAUUGACCAACAUCAAUCUUUAAUCUCACUUAUUGAAGAAAUGUCUGAAGAGGAUUUUGCUUUAUUUAAUGAAAUGGAAAAUCCAGUUGACCAACGUCAAGUUGACCAACAUCAAGAUAUGCGCUUGAAUAUUGAUGGCAUGUCUUAUGAGGAACUUCUUCAAUUGGGUGAGAGGAUUGGAAGUGUAUCCACCGGUUUAUCAGAUGAAACAAUUGCCUUACAACUGAAGACUAAAUAUUUCUCACCAAGUCCCAUUGCUAUUAACUUGGAGGAAUUACCACCUGAAGAUGAAGAAGCAAACUCCUGCAUUAUAUGCCAGGAGGAGUUUAAGAAUCAGGAGAAGAUUGGUGUUAUCAAAUGCGAGCAUGAAUUUCAUGCCGAUUGCAUAACACAAUGGUUACUAUUGAAGAAUAGUUGCCCAAUCUGCAAAUUAGAAGCUUUGAAUGAUGGAUAG